AUGCAGUGGGUAUGAGCCAUAGGUUGCAAGGAGAACAAAAACUGCGACGCCAUGGCCGUUCCAGUGCGGUAUCCAGCUCAAGAUGUCCUAUCUGGGUCACCCACGUCCCCAGAAAGCCCGAGCGCACCGCCUAGCAGGACUCCGCGAGGGUACUACGUUUCCAACGACUGGCGAGGCGCUUCAUCGCGCACACAUGCGAAGACCAACAUAAAGAUCAAAAGCCCGUUGCUGUCGCCCGAGGAACCGUCUGAUCUGUCUGUGCCAAGCCUAGGAGAAAGCGCCAUGAUGUCCCCUCACCCCAUGCAGACACAGUCGCCACUGGAAAUAGUGUCGCCACAGGGUUCACGAGUGGGAUAUAGCUUUGACAGCGACGAGACCCACGGGCAUCACCAACGCGGCCGUCCCUGCUGGCAGCUGCUGUGGAUGCUGCUCUCGGUAGUGUUCAUCACGCUGCUCAUCCCGCUGAUCGUGUUUCUACUGCCGUACACACGCACGGGCCGCCGGCCGCCCAACUUGGACGUCACCAGAGUGUUCAGCAAGGUUAACCUCACUUCCAGCCCGUGGCCCGCCGCGCAGAUGACAACGCCGGGCUUACCGAGGGAAACCUUUGACCCUGAUGAGAACUUCCUCCUGCCGCCGGGCGAGACCAAGGAACAGUUCUGCAGGAGGAAGAUUGGGCCAGAGUUAGGCCCUCCACCGCCCGAUUAUGAGCUGCCAGCGAUCCCGCCUGCUCCGAGACCGAAAGAUGUACAAUUGCGUCCAGUAAUCUGCGUCUUGAACGCUAAAUAUCGACGCUCCCUGGACGUGUACCUGCACUACUAUCUGCCGCUAGACUACUGCUCUGAGAUCGUCGUGUACAGCUACGCGGUGAACAGGACCUCCGGCGCGAUCGCGCAGAAAUACCGGAGCGUCGAGAGCUACGUGGACGCACUGCGGACCUUGAAGAACAGCGGCCAACUCAAGCACCGCACGAAUAACAUCACCGUGUACUUCACCGUCGGGGGAGAGCGCGAGGACAGCGCCAACCUUUCGUUGGUGGCAUCAAACAAAUUUCUUCUGUAUACCUUCGGGUUUGAUGCGAAGGCGAAAGUUCUCCGAAGCCAAUUAUGGGAGGGAAUAAAUGUGGACUGGAACUAUCCGGGAGACGCAUGCAGCAAUGACGUUCCCGCCGGCCGGGACCAUUUCUAUACCCUGAUAGACCAUCUUAGCUCCUUCCAUCAUCUGCGCCUCAUUGUCAGCGUCCCGCCAGUGAAGUCGCGGCUCAGUCGCUACAGCCUCGACAAAAGGGUCAGCGCAGUCGAUUACGUCAUCAUCAAGACGCACACCCACACGGCGUCCCCAUCACUGCUCAAUGUCGUCAGGUGCAGCGGCGACCAGAGCGUCGCGGCAGACGUUUUCAACGAAGCGCUCAGUACGUUCAACAUGACCGACAAGGCGAAUCUGGGAUACAGCAUUUCGGUGGGUCCUGAGACUUUCAAGGCCCCGGCCGCCCAGCUUGGAGCUCCUGUGCUGGGUAUGAUCGAAUGGGACAACACCACGCGUCAGCCCGGCCGGACUAGCUACGCCUCCGUAUGCCGUAUGCCUGUUUUCUUGACACCCUCGCAUCCUGAGUGCCUCAUGGUCAUGCGCCGGAUUGACAAUCAAACUGUGCACGUGGCGACGUUCGCCAACGAGACCGCGCUGCAGCAGCGCAUGAACCGCACGUACGCGGACCAAAUGGCCAUGGCGCCCGUGGCCGUGUUCGACAUCGACCUCGACGACGUCGAGGGAAAGUGCACUGGCGUCAUGUCGCCGCUCAUACGUGCCGUGGCCACGGGGCCUGGCUGACUUGUCGGUGACGACGGGGGACGUGCAGGGAUUGAUUGACCAGGAAGCGGCCUCACUCCCUGCACGAGACACGCCUCGCCGACGGCGCUGCUCAACAGGCGUGCGCGGAUCUCGGAGUUUUGUUACGGAAGCAAAGGGAGUCGUUUCCCUAUGGUAAAUUAGCCACCUCGAAUUGAUGGCUCGAAUUCGCUGUCCUGAACGAAAAUGUUUUGUCAUAACGUAGGUGCGAGAUAGCGCGGACGAUCUAGUUCUUUUUUUUUCUCCGCCAAUAAUAAACGCAUCUUUGACUUAAAAGUAGCGCAUUGGCUUCGUUGCACGGUGCGUGACAAAUCAGGGCUGAAAUGGGGGAGUAGGGGAGUUUGGUGCGAAGAUGAAGCCUGGCCCACGGUGGUGGUUCAGACUCGCUGGAUCAGAACCAGAGCAGAAGGCGCAUAUUCCAUCGAAAAGGCGCCUCUAGCGACUAAAAAUCCAGGCGGAAUCACCAUUUAUAGAAAGAAGAAAGAAAAUACAAAAAGUAAGUCGGACUUCGGUAAAUCCUCCGGCACUGAACUCGUUUGAAGUGACAGCAUCGUUUUAAGAACUACUGCUUCCUUGCGGUGCGCACAGCGUCGCCGCCUUCCGUCGCAGUAUAUCACGCUGUGGCCUCCGCAAUGCGUGCGCAGGUUACACCGCUGUUAAGAGUUUCGGGGAUCGCACCAGAUCCCACACAAAUUACAAAGUAGUGUGGAAUCUUGCGCACUAGCUCGGUGUUUAAGACACCCUGUUCGCAUUUGCACAUUUCUGGCAAGAGCGUUCGUUGGUUCACCAUUGGUGGUCAUGGGCGAAGUAAGCUUUUAUUCUCCAUAUUGUGAUGGCAAAUUCAAGGAAGCGUUUAGACGAAGGAAUGUCUCCCUGGUGUUCCCUUCCCCUGCAUGCUAGGAGAGAAAGCAAGACUUACUAUUGUUUUCUGAUGAAGUGUUAGACAGUUUCCCCAAGUACGAUAAGUUAGACCACUAUGCCUUCACGAUUGUGUAGGACCGUAUGACGUGUUAUACGAGAAAUGUUCGUACCAAUAGAUUCAAGCCAGUCCUGAUUUCUAACGUGUAAUCAGCAAAGGCUACCGUCCAAUACCAAACAGCACUUACGACAUCUAGUACUGUGAAAUACUAGCAUGUCAAGGAAUUUAGAACAUUGCCGCUUCGGCAAUGUGUUAAACAUGACCGCAGUACAACAGCGUAACUCAAUGGGCAACAUAAAAAAGUUUUUGAAAAGAUUGGCCGAGCUGCAACUAGUUUCAAAUAGCAAAGUGGAGAGGGUACUUCCUUCUAAUAACACACGCAUUUAUGACAUUUAGACGGCACUCAGUGCUGCGGUAUAGCAUUCUGGUCCCCACCAAAACACUGCUUUGAAGCAGCAGCUAAGUGCUAUCAUUGCGAAGGGUCAAUACCCAAAAUUCCUUCGUAUGUAUGUACAUUGCAUGCUUUGCUCGAGGCAGCUGAUGUUUCUUGUCGCCUUCACGUAAAUAGGUAUAGUUACCAUGCCCCCUUCCCCUCAUACUCUAAAAAGUGCAGGGCAAGGUGCUUGUUGUUAGGUGUUAUUGAUAUAAUUUAAGGAGUUGUUGACGCACAUUUGAAGACACCGGCUACUCCUUAGCUCUUGAAAGGGUGUUUUACAAUAUAUAGGGUACAGGAUUACAUGCCUGUGAAAUACCACGUGAGGUAGCCGCUUGCAUGCACUGAUUGCAGUGCUCCCAAACUGUCCGCGUACAAAAUAAGAUAGCAUCUAGCAGAGCGUGCUGCCGCCUAAAAGGUGACAGGACAGUGACGAAGGCGUUGGCUGUGCGAUUUACGCUAGCGAUGUGCUUCGCUCGCGGCGGUUCGUGAUAGCGAUAAGCGGACUCAGCAGCUGCACACCCGGCUAAAUUAAUGCUAUCCUCGUGUGCGCGUGGAACGCUUGGGAGCAUAUAAUUCUGGCGCAAGACUUGCCAAGACAGCGCAAACCAGCUAUUAGGUCGUGUAGAAUGGCGUUACGCACUUGAACCCAUCGGUUUGAUCUGACUGUUUUUGUUUCAUUUCCUUGCGUGUUUGUUCAAAGUCUGGCGUGCGCUUCACUUCAAAUUUUAUGUGACCAAGCGCAUGGCGUUCAUUGGCGAAAGAUGCGAGUGGAGACUUUUGCUUAUCGUGAAAGUUCACGCUGCGGCAUCCGACGCGCUGUGCCUCGUCGUGACGAUAAAUGCGCAACGCUCUGCGAAGGAACGUCGCGACACAACACAGGCUCUGAGUGUCCGACGUGCAGCAAAAUUAGUAAGUUGAACGUUUUCUAAUAAAUUUGGAUAAUGUUGUCUUUUCCGAUACCUGUUGGACAUGAAUACAUGGCGUCGCGCGGAAUUGCGAAUGAUAUUGUGAAAAGGUUUCGCAUAUGUUGCUAUACAUUACGACUAUGGGAUGGCCAUAGUAAUUUUCAUCCAAUGAAACAUGUUUUGUUUGGU
Molecule: messenger RNA, 4294 nt
Organism: Dermacentor albipictus
Lineage: Eukaryota; Metazoa; Arthropoda; Arachnida; Ixodida; Ixodidae
Biological process (GO): carbohydrate metabolic process; chitin catabolic process
Cellular component (GO): extracellular region
Molecular function (GO): chitinase activity; chitin binding
Source: RefSeq, a predicted model, not a curated record